Messenger RNA from Liolophura sinensis, 1758 nucleotides. RefSeq names its product nephrin-like. Gene Ontology annotation, molecular function: protein binding. The record is from RefSeq and is a predicted model, not a curated record. Bases 1 to 1758 code for a protein of 585 amino acids. The transcript has 8 exons. Lineage: Eukaryota; Metazoa; Mollusca; Polyplacophora; Chitonida; Chitonidae.
AUGUCCUACGUCCAUGCUUUCGGAGUUACAUUCUCAGCUUUAGUAAUUGUGACUCGGGUAACUCUGAUGAACCCUCCUGAUGUAGUGUUAGCGGGUAAACCCUCCAACUUUACCUGUGUGACCUCAGCCAGUAAGCCCCAGGCCUGCAUAAUAGCGUACAUACGGAGUUCCGGUAAUGUCCGGGAGCUAGAUCCGCGUGCCUGUAACCAGGACACCAGCUCGGUACAGAUCACAAGCCGGACCCUGACUUUUACAGCCAGUGCGAAGGAGAACGGAGCUGAGCUGUACUGUAACGCCUCCAACAGUGUGACGGAUCCCCCUGUACGCUCACAUGUCUACGCACUCAGUGUACAAUAUCCCCCACAAAAUGGCGUCCACUUGACAGGCUAUGUUAACAACGCAGGCGUGGAAUCUGGAGAAACUUUGACGUUAACUUGUCAGGUGGGAAAGGGGAACCCCCUCCCAACUCUCGCCUGGUCCUCAGGGUGUGAUCAGACAAACAAAGUCCCUGGUAACGAUGGAAGUCAGCAGAUUAGUAUCAGUAUAACAGUCAGACCGUCCCUGAACCAGAAGACGUGUGUGUGUAAGGGGAGUCAGAACGGGUCGUUGUCAAGAUGGACGGAGCAGAAGAGCAUAACAUUCAAUGUAUUGUUCGGACCUGACAGUGCACAGCUCUGGGCAGAUUCCGGACAAUCCGGUAACACAGUCACCGUCACAGAAAACAGCACAGUGACAUUUGCAUGUAACAUGAGUGAGUCCAAUCCCGCUGCCGUCCUAUCCUGGUACAACAACAGCAGUCCUGUAUCAGCAGGAGAGAUAUUAGAAGUGAGCUCGCACCGAGGUUCCAACCACGGAUACCUGACCACACAACAGUAUACAGUGAGGGUUGAUCGAUAUCAGGAUGGUGAUGUCAUCAGAUGUCAGGCUCAGAGACCUGGUAAUGGAGACAGUAAACGUGUAUCAUCCAUCCUCACACUGGAUGUCAAGUACGCUCCAGUAAUAUUUUGUAACGCUAGUCACGUAACAGUGGUCGAGGGUCAGCAGGUGAAGAUCUCCUGUGACGUCAUUUCCAAACUUGAGGUGUCUAUUCUGUGGGUUAAAAAUGGCCGGCCAGUCGACGACGCUCCCAUUAACAACUUCCGUGGUCCAACCAGGCAUGACGUCACAGUGGCCACCAUUGAGUUUGGUCACGCGGAUAAGUCGCUGUCCGGGAUAUAUCGGAUCGAGGCUAGGAAUAGUGUGGGCUCAUUUGGUAUAGAAGUGUCUGUCACAGUGAUAGAUGGCCAGUACAUUCCAAGAAAAAUAAUUGUAAAAUCCUGCUCCAACAACCAAGCUACUCUAUUCUGGGCUUCUGGCGUUGACGAUUCUCUGGUGGAAUACUAUAAGCUGGAGUACAAAGGAAAUGGAGACGGUUGGAAAGAAGAACUCGUUCAAAAUCCGGGAAAGUUCAACCUUGUGGAGACCACCUUGUCUGUUGUAUGGCCUGGAGUGUUCUACCAGUUCAGACUUCAGCCUGUCUCCGACACUGUCUUGCUGGAAUACGCUACAGCCAACUGCACCGUAUUAAGUUCACAGGCAGGCCUCAGUAAAUCCGCCAUGUUAGGUGUGGGGUUUGUGGCUGGUAUCGCUCUCGUGACUCUCGGGGUUGUCAUGGUGACGUGCUGGCUUCUCCGUAGAGGACGAUUAACAUGGCGCAAAGAACUGCAAGAGUCAGACAAGCCGACUGCAGACCAAGACACAAGGUACGAGUACGAAUAA